This is a messenger RNA of Fimicolochytrium jonesii, 1853 nucleotides long. Its product is annotated as TLD-domain-containing protein. The transcript has 3 exons. Lineage: Eukaryota; Fungi; Chytridiomycota; Chytridiomycetes; Spizellomycetales; Powellomycetaceae. The record is from RefSeq and is a predicted model, not a curated record. Bases 70 to 1425 code for a protein of 451 amino acids.
AAACCAUCCACCCCAACCGGCCUCGAAGAUCUACCCUACCCACUUUGAAGUGCGAUAGUAAGCAGCAGAAUGGGGCAAAGCGCAAGCUCUCACUCAGGGUCUGCCACUUCGCCGACCGCCGCGCUCAAGUGGGCCUCAGAAGCCGAACGUGAAGUUUUACUAUCUCUGCUGCGAAAUGCUUCAGCCUCCGCCGCGAACGAGGGAAGUCCUCAAGCACCGAGUGCAUCAGUAUCUUCAGCUAUAUCCCAAAGCAUCCCGGAGCGCUUACGGAAAGCAGUCGCCGAGUUCGCUGUUGCACGGUCUGGCACGGCUACGAAAGGGAUCGUCACCAUGACCGGGUUGGCGACUGCUGCCAGGAUUUUGUUAUUGGGGGAUGCCUCGGAGAAGCAAACUUUCGUCAACACCUAUGCAGAAGUGAACCCAGGUGUCACCACCAAGGGAUUGGUGGAAGACAUUGCGGCUGGAGUGGGGCUCUUUGCGAAGGAUGGAAAAGCCGGGGCCGACGGGAAGGUGUAUUCUCCGACCGAACGAUUCGUCACCUACCUACUGGGAAGUCUCGCCCCAAAAUCCGAUAAGUCCGCCGCCGACGCUAUAUUCUCAUCUGAAGACACCCCGACGAGAAACGCGGAAAUCCCGCCGCUUUCAUCCUUCCAACAAUGGUUCCCACAAUCAUCGCUGCUCCAGGAACUAUGGACGAACCUUUUCCAAUUCGCCUUCCUCGGAACCCUCCCCACCACCCUCCCAGCGCUCACAUCAACCCUCCUAACAAUCGAAGACCGCUUCAUCCUCUGCACCUCCCUAGCCUCCGAGUUCAAAGGCGCCAAAUCAUGGCCGUGUCUCUUCUCCACCCAAACAGACGGCGCAAGCUGGACCGUGUUCGCAGGAAAAGUGCAGGAACAGGGGUCGGUCUUGUUCGUAAUUAGGGAUAAAGACCAGAAUGUGUUUGGAGCGUUUGCGGCUGAGGAGCUUGUGCCGCGGCCCAAGUUUGUGGGCGACUCGCGGACUUUUGUGUUUACGUUGCGCCCGCAGAUUGGGGUGUUUUCGCCGGCGGGGUAUAAUGCGAAUUAUCAGUACUACAAUACGGGAGCGGCGACUUUCCCGAAUGGGAUCGGGUUUGGAGGGCAGCUGGACUAUUUCGGCCUCUACAUCUCCUCAACUUUCGAAAACGGACAUUCGAAAGCAUCCCCACGAUCCUCCACCUUCGACAGCCCUCGGCUCAGCGCCAAAGAGGAGUUCCAAAUAGAUUUCGUCGAAGCAUUCCUAGUGAAACCCAAAGAAGUCGACGACCGCCUGAUAGAUCCGAAACUUGCCAAGAAAUCGAUCCUCAACGAUGAUGUGGCAUCCUCGCUACUUGAAAUGUCGGGCAAGAGGAUGUAUUCGAAGGAGGUGCAGCAGGAUCGGGUGGAGGAGGAUGAAGAGACAUGAGGGCGAUGGCGACAGAGGGCGAGGGUUGAGCUAUUUGUGUUUGUUUGUUCGGCAAUGCCGACGACAGGCGAUGAAGGCGUUUCUCCCUCUGCUCCGUAUUCGAUGUCAACGACAAAGGGGCAGAACCAUUCCCCUUGUGUCCCGUGCAUUGCAAAGAGAAAUGGUAGCUAGCUCCUUGAAGCGAUCCGUGCAGACGUCCUCGGCGACGCCUGCAAACCCAUUGCCGAGUACGCGAACGUGGGUGCCACCAGUUCAAUACUUGUACAUAGGGCUUCCCCCUGCCUAGCUCAAUGCCCAUUUUGUGUACAUAGUUACCUCCGUACAACCCCCCGUGCAAAGGCACCAAGCUUCCCUUCAAAAUAGCGCCAUUAAUGAUAGAUAGAUACAUGCAAAGUGAAAUGGCAAGUGGUACGCAAAAACGUCAACGA